Molecule: messenger RNA, 756 nt
Organism: Osmia bicornis bicornis
Lineage: Eukaryota; Metazoa; Arthropoda; Insecta; Hymenoptera; Megachilidae
Gene: Sys1
Product: protein SYS1 homolog
Exons: 2
Coding region: 197-679 (160 amino acids)
Biological process (GO): Golgi to endosome transport; Golgi to plasma membrane protein transport; protein localization to Golgi apparatus
Cellular component (GO): Golgi membrane; trans-Golgi network
Source: RefSeq, a predicted model, not a curated record
GUACGAUGAAAGAUAAAAGGACCAUGUUACUGUAUAAAUACUUAUAUACAUGGUAACUGUCACAUUUUCGAAAAUUUAUUUUUAUAGAUUCAUUGCUUUUAGAUUACAAAAUGGAUGAAAAUGAUAAUAAGGUAUAAAAGUGACAACACAAAGAAGACUUAAUUCCUUAAUAGAAGAACUAAGAAUUUUAUGAACAAUGAAUAAUAUUUCUGGACAAUUUCGUAAAACAGUAUGGGAUCCAUUUCUUAUAAUAUCUCAAAUAAUUGCUGUUCAAACUGUUAUGUAUUUUUGCCUUGGGCUAUGGAUUUGGAUUGUUGCUUCUCUUAUAGGGACAACAAAGUCAUUGGACUAUGCUUUUCAUUAUAAGGAAAUACAUGUUAGAGACUUUGCUGGCCAAUUUAUAAUAGUAAUAUUUGUUUUAAAUGCAUUAAUUGGAGCAUUUGCAUUAUGGUGGUUAGUGCAAAGAACAAAACAGUGUAUGGACUUUGCUUGCACAGCACAUCUGAUACAUUUGUUAUGCUGUUGGGCAUACAAUGCAAGUUUUCCUUCAACUUUUAGUUGGUGGUGUUUAAAUAUUGUAUCUUUAAGUAUAAUGUGUGUUUGUGGUGAAUUUCUUUGUAUGAAAACAGAAUUACAAGCAAUACCAUUAGGUAUGAAUAAUCAAAAGACAGCUCUGUAAAACAUAAUUGUUAUUAUAAAAUGAAAGUUUUAUUUAAGUGAAUAUUACUUUUGAAUUAAAGAAUAUUCAAAGGAGAA